GAUCUCUGUACCUGCAAUGGUCACCCCCAGGGCCGAUGUGACAUUCAGACCAACCCCUUCUGGGCCAGUUGUAAAUGACUGUCCACCUGUCUGCCAGUUAUGUGAUAACAUGGCCGAGGUCAGUAAGCGGUUUGGAGGAGGAGAUAUUGCCGGGGCCGUACUGGGAGGAGCGUGCGGAGGAGCUCUGAUGGCUCUUCUCUUCACCUUCAUCAUACUCCACUGUACCGGUUACACACUCACAGGUUCAAAGGAGAACCGUGUGACAGAAGCAAGAAGGUAUGUCCAGCAGAGCCACCCACCAAGACAACACCACUCAGAUCCAACAGUGACUCAAGAACCAGAAAGAGACGCAACCAUCAAUGAAGAUCCCAGCUGCGCAAUGGCAGAAGUGUCACCAGACUACUAUAAUGUUCAACAAGAUUCCACAGGAUACUGGAACACGAACAAAGGGAAUGUGGCUGGAUACUACAACACGAACCAAGGAAACAUCCCAGAUCACUUCACUGGUUUGAUUGUUCGUGUCUCAUCAGGGCACUGCAACACGAACCAAGGAAACAUGACUGGUGGGUGA
Molecule: messenger RNA, 571 nt
Organism: Liolophura sinensis
Lineage: Eukaryota; Metazoa; Mollusca; Polyplacophora; Chitonida; Chitonidae
Exons: 9
Coding region: 17-571 (184 amino acids)
Source: RefSeq, a predicted model, not a curated record